Messenger RNA from Candidozyma auris, 2136 nucleotides. RefSeq names its product glutamate--tRNA ligase GUS1 (gene GUS1). Bases 1 to 2136 code for a protein of 711 amino acids. Lineage: Eukaryota; Fungi; Ascomycota; Pichiomycetes; Serinales; Metschnikowiaceae. Gene Ontology annotation, molecular function: glutamate-tRNA ligase activity; ATP binding. Gene Ontology annotation, biological process: glutamyl-tRNA aminoacylation; translation. The record is from RefSeq and is a predicted model, not a curated record. The transcript has a single exon. Gene Ontology annotation, cellular component: methionyl glutamyl tRNA synthetase complex; cytoplasm; cytosol.
AUGGCUACCGUUACUGUUGCCGCUAAGGCUCCAUUCAUCGCAUACUCAGCUAUUAUUGCUGCUGAAUUCGUCAACUCCACCACCGAUAAGGCCAUCACCGUGGAGUUUGUUGAUGACAAGUCCGUCGAAGCAGGAAAGGACGCUACUGUAAAGUAUGCCGCUCACGACAAGGCCGUCUACGGUGACAUCGAAGUUCUCAACGAAUUGACUUCGUUGUCUCCAUCCAUCAAUGCUGUUUCCGAUUUUACCUGGGUCAACUUUGCUUUCGAGAAAUUGGCCAACAAGAACUUCAAGGCCUUGGCCACCGACUUGGAGAAGUUGGACGCUCACUUGAACUUCAGAUCUUUCAUCGUCGGUCACAGUAUUUCUGUUGCGGAUGUUGCCGUUUGGGGUGUGUUGAGAGCCAAUGCCGUCAUGGGCUCUGUUCUCAAAAACGAGGUUUACACCAACAUCUCUAGAUGGUACAACUUCAUUGGGUCCGACUCCAGAUUUGACUCUGUCGCAGAAAAAACCACGAAAUCCAUCAAUGACUUGAGAAAGUCUGUGAAGGCUGCUUCAGGCGCCAAAAAGGAAACACACAAGGCUAAUUUCGAGAUCGACUUGCCUAACGCUAAGGUGGGUGAGGUUGUGAUCCGUUUUCCACCAGAGCCCUCAGGAUACUUGCACAUUGGACACGCUAAGGCUGCCAUCUUAAACGAAUAUUUUGCUCACGCUUACAAGGGUAAGUUAAUCAUCAGAUUCGACGACACCAACCCAACGAAGGAGAGGGUCGAGUUUCAAGAUUCUAUCAUUGAGGAUUUGGCCUUGCUCGGUAUCAAAGGUGACAAGAUCACAUAUUCUUCAGACUACUUUGACAAGAUGUACGAGCUUGCUGUUCAAUUGAUCAAAGAGGGUAAAGCUUACUGUGAUGACACUCCUCAGGAGAAGAUGAGAGAGGAGAGAAUGGUUGGUGACGCUUCUGCUAGAAGAGACAGAUCUGUCGAGGAGAACUUGAAAAUCUUCACUGAGGAGAUGAAGAACGGCACUGAGGAGGGCUUGAAGAACUGUUUGAGAGCCAAGAUCGACUACAAGGCUUUGAACAAGGCAUUGAGAGACCCCGUCAUCUACAGAUGCAACUUGACCCCACACCAUAGAACUGGCACUCAGUGGAAGGUCUACCCAACUUACGAUUUCUGUGUUCCUAUCGUUGACUCUAUCGAAGGCGUUACUCAUGCCUUGAGAACCAACGAGUACAGAGAUAGAAACCCUCAAUAUGAAUGGUUCUUGAAAGCUUUGAACUUGCGUCACGUCGACAUCUGGGACUUCGGCAGAGUCAACUUCAUCAGAACUCUUUUGUCCAAGAGAAAGUUGCAGUGGUUUGUUGACAAGGGAUUUGUUGGCAACUGGGACGACCCAAGAUUUCCAACUAUCAGAGGUGUGAGAAGAAGAGGUAUGACGGUCGAGGGUUUGAGAAACUUCAUCCUUUCUCAGGGUCCGUCGAAGAACAUCAUUAACAUGGAGUGGUCCACCAUCUGGGCUAUGAACAAAAAGAUCAUCGAUCCUGUCGUGCCAAGGCACACCGCCGUUGAUGUCAAACGCGCUGUCAAGGUGAAGCUCUCCAAUGGUCCAGCUGAGCCAUACACUGAGGAGAAGCCUAAACACAAGAAGAACCCAGAUGUCGGAUUGAAGAAGGUCAUUUUUGCUAAGGACUUGUUGAUCGACCAGGCUGAUGCUGCCACGUUCAAGGAGGGUGAAGAAGUUACCUUCAUGGACUGGGGUAACGUGAUCAUCAAGAAAAUUCACAAAGAGGGUGAUGUCGUCACUUCCAUCGAUGCUGACUUGCACUUGGAGGGUGAUUUCCGUAAGACAGAGAAGAAGGUGACCUGGCUAGCUGACACCGACGACAAGGUCAAGGUUGAGAUCAACGACUUUGACCACUUGAUCACCAAGGAUAAGUUGGAGGAGAACGACAACUUCGAGGAUUUCCUCACCAAGGAAACCAAAUUCGUGUCUGAGGUGUACGCUGACGUGAAUGUCAGAAGUCUCAAGAAGGAUGAGAUCAUUCAGUUUGAGAGAAAGGGUUUCUUCAAGGUUGACGAAAGCCUUGAUCAAGGUAAGAUUAUUAUGUUCACCAUUCCUGAUGGAAAAAAGAAAUAA